Molecule: messenger RNA, 211 nt
Organism: Microbotryum saponariae
Lineage: Eukaryota; Fungi; Basidiomycota; Microbotryomycetes; Microbotryales; Microbotryaceae
Source: the annotation of a GenBank genome assembly
AUGCAAUACAAAUACAAGUGUUGUUACCCUAAGACCGUGCCUACAGUGUCGGGACUGAAGAUCGCGACGGUCACUUGGCGUCGACGCGUCGACGCGCGUCACCUUGACGCGUCUCGGCGUCGUCGGAGAGCAAUUUACCCCCAUUCUCCGAGCCCACCCAUCCUCAACGGUCUGGACGGUGGGCCCGGCGGGUGCGAUACCAAGCAUCUGA